Cynoglossus semilaevis (tongue sole) is the source of this 774-nucleotide messenger RNA. It is a transcript of the gene fgfbp3, whose product is annotated as fibroblast growth factor binding protein 3. Lineage: Eukaryota; Metazoa; Chordata; Actinopteri; Pleuronectiformes; Cynoglossidae. Bases 87 to 737 code for a protein of 216 amino acids. The record is from RefSeq and is a predicted model, not a curated record. Gene Ontology annotation, biological process: cell-cell signaling. The transcript has 3 exons. Gene Ontology annotation, molecular function: growth factor binding.
UUCUUUAUCCUCUUCUUUUAUUGCAGAGGCUGUGGCCCCUGAGCUUCACAGUGUCUCCGAGCUGUGAAGCAGCGCCACAUGCCGACAUGAGCGUCCUUCCACACGGCUCCUGGCUGCUCCUCCUUGUCCUCCUCGUCACUGAUGCUGAGCAGCAGCAGGUGAAACAGGACAAACCUCGUUCAAGGCCAGCCACACCUCCUGCAGACAGGAGAAGGGAGCACUUAGUGCAAAUCUCUGGAGAACUGACCACCAAGGAUGGACAUCGCUGUGUUUGGCAAACAUCUGGCAACGUCCGAGUCAACCUGCUGCUGAACUGCAGCACUGAGACACAGCAGGGAGGCACAAGAACGUCAGGGUACUGGUGCCGUUAUGCAGGUAAACCAGACCUGUGCUUGGCAUAUGGUGUGAAAUCCAGUCUGUACUGGAAGAAUUUGAUGGAAAUGCUGAGGAAGAGAAGGAACACCUGCGAAGGAGAGAAGGUCUUGAAGGUCAGAUCGUGCAAGAAAGCACCGGCUGAGGCCCACAUGAAGCUGACGCAGCGAGGACGCGACGAAGAUGACAAAGACGACAGCAGUAGGAGAGAAACGAUGAUCAAGAGGAGUCUUGACGAAAAGAAAACAGAGGAGGAGACCGUGUUAGAGGAGGUGAUGAACGACAUGGUGGUGGAGGAGAGUUACUGCAGCGACAGGUGGAGAUCAAUCUGCUCCUUUCUCCUCAAGGUCUUUGAGGGACAAUAAAUUCAUAAUUUUGACAAAAAAUGUGACGUAACAAAAA